Seriola aureovittata is the source of this 6008-nucleotide messenger RNA. It is a transcript of the gene rbl2, whose product is annotated as retinoblastoma-like 2 (p130). The transcript is spliced from 22 exons. Gene Ontology annotation, cellular component: chromatin; nucleus; transcription regulator complex. Gene Ontology annotation, molecular function: RNA polymerase II transcription regulatory region sequence-specific DNA binding. NCBI's taxonomy places the organism in Eukaryota, Metazoa, Chordata, Actinopteri, Carangiformes, Carangidae. Gene Ontology annotation, biological process: regulation of transcription by RNA polymerase II; negative regulation of G1/S transition of mitotic cell cycle; cell differentiation. The record is from RefSeq and is a predicted model, not a curated record. The coding region runs from base 1200 to 4433 and encodes 1077 amino acids.
AUCAGGUGUACAACUGGUAACUUUACUACUGUUCUGAGGACAGACAGUGGCCACAGUCACCCUGUUCAGUUUACUUUGACUUGCUGACCCAUCAGGUGAGGACACACUUACCUGUGCUCUGUCUGCAGAAUCAGAGGAGGAUUUUUCUCCUGAGAGGUUGUUAAUCUUCCUGGGGUCCACAUAAAAUCAUCCAUGCACAAACAGCGUCCAGACAAAUAAACAAACAAACAAACAAGCACUGGCAGUCAGUCUAAACAAAAUUACAUGAUUAAAAAUCAAAAUACUCAACAUAUCAGAUAACUUAAACAGAGUGGAAACAAUAAUCUAAUGCUGAGGGUUAAAACAAACACAUCCUGGCAGGUGGUCUCAGAGGGUGACCUCUCAUCAGUUUCUGUUGGACAAAAAAAGAUUCAUGCAUGUUACAUGUUCAUGUUCACCAAUGCUCAGCUCACAAAUGCUUUUAGUAAAUUAACUGAUAAUACAUUGUGCUUUAACUGAAUUAGAGAGUUCAGAAUUUUACUUUUAGUGGGAUAUUUUUACAUUGUGAUAUUGGUGUUUUCAGUUAAGUGAAGGAUCUGGAUGCUUAUCCCACCGCUGGUUUAACAACUAACCCUCGGUUUCAUUAAGGUUUAGUGUGUGAAGAGAUCACAGCCAAGCUUUGUGUCUGUGAGGCUGAUUUCUCGGCGGGAACAGGGAUUAAUAUGAACUAAAGAUGUUUAUAAAGUUGUACUAACGACGUUUCCAUAAUCGUAGGUUAAAAAAACACGAUUUAAGAGAUUUAACGGUUUAUCAGACGGACUUCCUGUUGAAUCGGGAGGACAACUGAAAACAAAAACAACCGGAAGUAGUAGUGGUUGGAGUGACGGCGGACCCACCCAUUCACGCUCAGCUACGCACGUUUAGUGGGCUGGGGUGAGUUACGCUCAUUCUCAUAUUCGCUAACUAAGAUACGUACAGAAGUGACGUCUCACUGUGUCUCCGUACGUACGAGGCGUUUACGCAGAAUAGUAGCUGUCAAUCAAAGGACAUUUAAAUGGCCACACUGUACAGAGCCGUGUACCGUACAGCACCGUAAUAACACUGCUACGGUGACAUUUUGUUAGCCAGCUGCGUAAACAGCGUCUGUUUCUCCAGUCGGUGUCUCUCUCCACCCGGUGUUCCCGCGUUUUGUUCGCUAGGUUUGUUCGUGAAGCCGCAAAAUGAGCGACGAGGACGAGUUUUUGCAGAAAGCCCGAGCCGGGUUUGAGGAUCUGUGUCGGGCUCUGAAUAUGGACGAGGAGGCGAGCACCGAGGCGUGGAAGACCUACGAGAACAUCAGCAGGAACUUUACACUGGAGGGCAGUGAGCUGCACUGGCUGGCCUGUGCUCUGUACGUGGCCUGCAGGUCCUCGGUGCCCACGGUGGGGAAAGGCACCGUUGAGGGGAACUACGUCUCUCUGACCAGAAUCCUACGCUGCUCAGAAAUGAGCCUGAUCGAGUUCUUCAACAAGAUGAAGAAGUGGCAGGACAUGGCCGACCUGCCUCAAGACUUCCGUCAGAGCACCGAGAAGCUGGAGAGGAACUUCACCGUGUCGGCCGUCAUCUUCAAGAAGUACGUUCCCAUCUUCAAGGCCAUCUUCAAGGCGCCGUCUGAGGAGCCCCCCCGAGUCCACCGCAGCCGCAAACAGAGACGUCACCCCUGCACCGUGACUGAGGUCUUCAACUUCUGCUGGGUUCUGUUUGUCCACGCUAAAGGGAACUUUCCCAUGAUCAGUGACGACCUGGUGAACUCGUACCAUCUGCUGCUGUGCGCUCUGGACCUGGUCUUCACCAACGCUCUGCUGUGCCACGCCAGGAAAGACCUGCUCAACCCAGACUUCACAGGUCUACCUGAGGACUUCAGCAGUAAGGACUACAGACCGUCCUCAGGUCCGUACUGCUUCAUAGAGCAGCUGUGUGAGCUGCAUGAGGGGCUGGUGCUGGAGGCCAAGGGGGUCAAAGAGCACUUCUGGAAACCCUUCAUCAAGAAGCUCUUCCACAAGAGGAUCCUCCGAGGGAAGGAGGACAGUCUGACUGGAUUUCUGGAUCCCAUGAACUUUGGAGACAGUUUCUUGUCUCUCAGUCGGGUCUAUGAGGAACAUGUUCUGGCGACCGGCAGUCUGGAUGAGAGGAUCUUCACCGGUGAGGGGGCGAGCGAGGACAUCGGCACCCCGGGGCCCUGCCUCUGUGAGGGGGUGGAGAACCAGGACAGCGCCACCUACAGGCUUCACACCAACCUCACUGCCUCAGCUCUGAAGGUCUCCACUCCUCUGACAGGGAGGAAGUACGUUCAGGAGAACAGCCUGGCCUCUCCGGUCUCAUCCGCCAUGAAGAGUGUGGGACGUCUCCACACUCUGCUGUCGGGAACCAAACAGGGUCCGAGCCCUAAACUCACAGAGACUCUCAGGACCUGUGCCAGAGACCCUAGUGAUGUCAUCAGUAAGCGUCUGAAGGACAUGUUUGACCUCUUCUCUCAACAUUAUGAGAAGAGUGGUGCGGAGAAACGGGGGAUGGGUAAAGACAUGGCAGUGAAGUAUUUCCACCUGGCAGAGGCGCUCUACUACAGGAUCCUGGAGUCCAUCAUCGAGAGGGAGAAGAUGAUUCUGGGAGACGCUGACCUGUCUUGUAUUCUGGAGCAGGACAUCUUCCACCGCUCUCUGCUGGCCUGCUGCUUGGAGAUCGUCACCUUCUCCUACAGACCUCCAGGAGACUUCCCCAACGUGAUCACCAUCUUCCAGCUGCCUGCCUAUCACUUCUACAAGGUGAUCGAGGUGUUGGUGCGCUCGGAGCAGGGUCUGUUCCGGGAGGUGGUGAAGCACCUGAACCAGGUGGAGGAGCAGGUGCUGGAGAGUCUGGCCUGGAGCAGAGACUCCCCGCUGUGGGAGAGUCUCCGUGGGGCCAAAGACCUGGUCCCAGCCUGUCAGGAGGUGAUGCCUCCUCAGUACCUGGAACAAAAUGAUGACAGCAGCACAGGCAGCGUUCCCAACACACCUGUGAACCACGGACCUGAACUCAACACCAACAGCACUGUCAAAGGAGUGUCCCCCUCCCCCACCACUCUGCUGGACCGUUACAGCUCCUCCCCCACCGGCACCGCUCGCCGCCGCCUGUUUGUGGACCCGGUGGACGGUGAGACCAGAGUCACCUCCACCAGCAGCACCAGUACCACCAGCACAACGCCAACCGGUGUGACCAAGACCAGACAGGCCAGCCUGGUCACAGCUAUCCCAGCUGGGCAGACUGUGGUCACCAUGGCAACCGCCACCGUUACCGCCAACAACGGGCAGACGGUCACCAUACCUGUGCAGGGUAUAGCCAAUGAGAGCGGAGGAAUCACCUUCAUCCCCGUCCAGGUGAGUGUGACCGGACAGGGCGGAGCCACGCUGCAGCCGCUGUCCGCCCAGACUCUGACCGGCACCCUAACCGUCCAAUCAGCUGUGACCAAGCCAGCUGCCAAACCAGCGAGCAGUCCUCUGAGAAAAGGCUCGCUGUCCCUGUUCUUCAGGAAGGUGUACCACCUGGCCAGCGUUCGUCUCAGAGACCUUUGUGCGAAGCUGGACAUCUCAUCUGAGCUGAGGAGGAAGAUCUGGACGUGUUUUGAAUAUUCUCUGGUCCACUGCACGGACCUGAUGAUGGACCGUCACCUGGACCAGCUCCUCAUGUGUGCUGUUUACGUCAUGGCAAAGGUGACCAAAGAGGACAAAUCCUUUCAGAACAUCAUGAAGUGUUACCGCAGCCAGCCUCAGGCCAGCAGCAACGUAUACAGGAGUGUGUUGAUCUCAGGGAGGAGGAAGCGUCACUCCGGCACCAACGACACAAACAAACAGAACUCGUCUCCUGACACCAGUCUGGAUCCAGCAGGUGGAGACAACAGUCCAGUACCUAUUCGCUCCAGCAGCACCUUGCCUGCCCCCCAGCCUGGCAGUGCCCCCUCCACACCCAACAAGAACCCCUCCUCGUCUUCCUCAGCGGAGGAGGAGCGAGGAGACCUGAUCCACUUCUACAACAACGUUUACAUCAAACAGAUGAGACUGUUUGCUCUGAGAUACUCCCCCAGCUCCCCCUCUGCAGGGGUGGAGUCCCCCUCCCUCUGUCCGUAUCCCACCCUGAGAAUCGGCUCUCCUCGUCGGAUGCUUCUGUCCAGCAAACACUCCAUCUACAUCUCACCUCACAAGACAGGCUCCGCCCCCUCGCCAACAACCCCCCGAGACAAGAUCUACUACUACAUCUGCAGCAGCCCCCCCAAUCGUCUGCAGGAGAUCAACAGUAUGAUCCGGACUGGGGAGACCCCCACCAGGAAGCGCAGCAUGCCUCUGGAGGACGAGACGUCCCCCAAGAGGGUGUGUCCUGACAAUCACUCCGCCCUGCUGCGCCGCCUGCAGGACGUCGCCAAUGACCGCAGCUCCUCCCACUGAGAUCACACACACAUUGAAUACACACGUCACACACACACACACACUCUCAUACUAUCACCACAGUGACACACACUCCAGGUCAGAGGUCAGACUCUUCAGGAGCAUUUUGGUCACUCGUGAAUUUUAUAGAACUUUAAAUAAUAAAUCUGCAGUCAUGUGAUCACAUGUUGUUCACAUGUUGGUCACAUGUUUGUCACAUGUUGUUCACAUGUUGUUCACAUGUUGUUCACAUGUUGGUCACAUGUUGGUCACAUGUCUGACCAACAGGAAACAUGGAGGAGAAACAUUUGACCAGAGAAACACUGAGGUGUAAAAACGAAACCAGAAACAGACAAAUAUAUCUGAACAGGAAGAACCAUCUCACUGUUACCAUGGAAACAGACUGUUGUUUUAAUACAGACCUGAUUCAAACUAAUUUCAUUUCAUUCAUCAUUAAUUAACUGAACUGAAUUCUGACGAAAAUAUCAGGAUGUUUAUAUUUUUUUUGAAGUUCUGUAAAAUUCACUCUGAAAACGACCAAAGUGAAAAAAAAACAGAUUUCUGUCUGUUGCUUUAAAAAGUUAAGACAUUCAUUUUUAAGUUUUCCAGAUGUUUGUGUGUGUUUGGUUUGAACUGAGGCUCCUCCUCGGGGACAGGUGAGUCCAGGUGACUUACACUAACACAGUCAGCACCUGGAGCUGCAGCAGUGACUGUGACACACAUCAUGGAGGAGGUUCAGGUCCUGAUGCUGAACCUGUCCCUCCAGAAUAAAGCUCCACAGAAACAGAGUCUGUAGAACUUCAUAGAGAAUCCUCCUGUUUCUAAGUUUCUUCAGUAUCUCAGUAAAACAUCAUGAUACACUGCAGACAGCUGAUCGAAGCCGCUGUUUACAUCCCCCAAUGCAUGAUGGGAAGUGUAUUUUAAAAACCUAGAGCUGGUUAUGUCCCUGACAGUUGAAGCCUCUGGUUUGAAUUAAUGAUCAGUCUUGAUGAUCUUCUUCGUGUCCCUGUGACAUGUCAGUGUGUGAAUCUCUUCAUUCCGUCCAUUUCCUCUGAAACAGGAAGUUUCCUGGGCUUUUAUUCUGAAAGUUUUCUACUAGAAGUUCCUUCCUGAAGUGAAGGCGUGAUGACGUGUCGUCCUGCUCUGAUGAUUUCUUUUACUCUGACUUUAUUCAACUUAACUGAGAGAUUUAGUUUCUGUGUUUCUAGAAAACUAAAAACAAAACUCUGAUGUAGUUCCCGUCAUUGUUAAACUGGUUCACCAUCGUGGCACCAGUUAAAGGGCUUCAGAUGAAUUAUGUCAUGUGAUUAAAUCUGAUCUUCAUCUUCACACCAGCAGAUGAUUUAAAUGUGUUUGUCUGGACAGUCGUCCUCCUGUUCUCGUGUUUGACCCCGACUGUCUGAGACGAGGACUCGUCUGUAAAUAUCUGUACAAAGAGAAGAAACAUAUUUUAUGGAGGUUGAUGUAAGUUAAGUGCCUUUUUUUUACUCCUGAAUCUGUUUGUUAGUUAGUUUGUUGUUUACAACCAACAAACUUCACCUUUAUUAAAUUUUCUUGAUUGUAAAAAAAGCUGAUGUAAUAAAAAGUUGAAAGUGA